This is a messenger RNA of Candidula unifasciata, 1117 nucleotides long. The record is from the annotation of a GenBank genome assembly. NCBI's taxonomy places the organism in Eukaryota, Metazoa, Mollusca, Gastropoda, Stylommatophora, Geomitridae.
GGACAAGAUGACAUCCCAGGACAGAAAGCGAUAUCCAGGAUUAAGAGAUGAAGCGUUCCCGGCCGCGUUCACUACCCCGCCUUCCCCAGUCACUGACAGAAAACCCGGACAGCUACCUCAAAGUGAAAUUCAAAAAUUCUUCGAUGAGGGAUACAUUGUGGUUCGAGAUUUCUUCACUCGAGAGGAGCUGGACCCCUGCAAGAAGGACAUCGAGGCUAUGGUGGAGCAGCUCGCCCAGAAGUUAUACAAGGCGGGAAAAGUUCAAAGUUUGUACGAGGAAUAUGGGUUAUUCCAAAGACUGACCAAACUAGAGGAAGAUUUCCAAGGAGCAAAUAUACUUUUAUUUAAAUACCAGAAGAUGCCAGAGGUAACUAUUGAUUUUUCAUUUCAGAAAAUCUGGUCCAACGAGCGAAUUCUAAAUCUCCUAGAGCAAAUUCUGGGACCAGAGAUUGCCGGACAUCCCACCUGGAACUUGAGGACAAAGACACCCUACAGUGAAGCGGUCAACAUCCCUUGGCACCAGGACAGCGCCUACAUGAGCAACGAAUCGUACGAUCACAUGAUCGCCACCGCCUGGCUCCCAUUUUUGGAUGCCACUCCAGAGAAUGGAUGCAUGCAGAUGGCCAAAAACGGGCACCGGUUGGGGAAGGUAGCCGUUCAUGAUUGCUGUGCUGGGCCCACCUGGUAUGUCAUGCUGAAGGAGGAGGACAUGAGGGACACUCUUGGCGUUGACUUACAAGAAGACAUUAAAGUGGAGCCUGUGGGGUACGGAGGCUUUAUACUCUUUAAUAACCUAACACCACACAGAAGCUUACCUAACGUAUCCAAUGAUGUCCGCUGGAGCGUGGAUUUAAGAUGGCAGUCUCCGAGACACGACUACGGUUUCUACGGAAUCCAAGAGGGCAUCCUCUUCCGAUCACCGGAUCAACCAAACCUCAAACCUGACUGGGCCAAAUUCUUUGCCGUUGAUAGGAAGGAAGUCUGGCAAAAGAAAUACGCCAAACUGGGCGGAACAACUGACUGGGAGUUUGACACAAGAGUCACCGGACCUUGGAUCGGAAAAUGGGAGAUAGUCAACCACAACGCCAACACUGAAUUGUUUCAGGCAGUCGCUUAA